This is a messenger RNA of Mya arenaria, 1674 nucleotides long. RefSeq lists its product as uncharacterized. The transcript is spliced from 3 exons. Lineage: Eukaryota; Metazoa; Mollusca; Bivalvia; Myida; Myidae. The record is from RefSeq and is a predicted model, not a curated record. The coding region runs from base 1 to 1674 and encodes 557 amino acids.
AUGUCUGUGUUUUAUAACUGUUUCAAUAAAUGCAUAGUAAUUGUUCUUUACGGAGCACAUAGCGGGUAUUCAAUACAAAAUGGCGAUGUUUGUUCAUGUGUUGAAAUCAAGACAUCACCAUCUAGACCCCAAUUGACAUUAACAACUACACCUAAAUCAACACCAUCAAGUAACAACGGUAGCAAGACUACUUCGGUACCAUCUACAUCUAAAUCAACACCUACAAGAAGCAACGCUAACAAGACUUCUUCGGCACCAACUACACCAAAAUCAACACUUACAAGUAGCAACGCUAGCAAGAUUACUUCGCCAUUAACUACACCUACGUCAACACUUACAAGUACAAACGCUAGCAAUACUACUUCGGCACCAGCUACACCUAAAUCGGCACUUACAAGUACAAACGCUAGCAAUACUACUUCGGCACCAGCUACACCUAAAUCAACACUUACAAGUACAAACGCUAGCAAUACUACUUCGGCACCAGCUACACCUAAAUCAACACUUACAAAUACAAACGCUAGCAAUACUACUUCUGUACCAACUACACCUAAAUCAGCACUUACUAGUUCAAACGCUAGCAAUACUACUUCGGCACCAGCUACACCUACGUCAACACUUACUAGUACAAACGCUAGCAAUACUACUUCGGCAUCAACUACACCUACGUCAACACUUACAAGUACAAACGCUAGAAAUACUACUUCGGCACCAGCUACACCUACGUCAACACUUACAAGUACAAACGCUAGCAAUACUACUUCGGCACCAGCUACACCUACGUCAACACUUACAAGUACAAACGCUAGCAAUACUACUUCGGCACCAACUACACCUACGACAACACUUACAAGUACAAACGCUAGCAAUACUACUUCGGCACCAGCUACACCUUCAUCAACACUUACAAGUACAAACGCUAGCAAUACUACUUCGGCACCAGCUACACCUACGUCAACACUUACAAGUACAAACGCUAGCAAUACUACUUCGGCACCAGCUACACCUACGUCAACACCGACAAGUACAAACGCUAGCAAUACUACUUCGGCACCAGCUACACCUACGUCAACACUUACUAGUACAAACGCUAGCAAUACUACUUCGGUACCAGCUACACCUACGUCAACACUUACAAGUAAAAACGCUAGCAAUACUACUUCGGCACCAGCUACACCUACGUCAACACUUACAAGUAAAAACGCUAGCAAUACUACUUCGGCACCAGCUACACCUACGUCAACACUUACAAGUACAAACGCUAGCAAUACUACUUCGGCACCAGCUACACCUACGUCAACACUUACAAGUACAAACGCUAGCAAUACUACUUCGGCACCAGCUACACCUAAAUCAACACUUACAAGUUCGAACGCUAGCAAUACAACUUCUGUACCAACUACACCUAUAUCGGCACUUACUAGUACAAACGCUAGCAAUACUACUUCGGCACCAGCUACACCUACGUCAACACUUACUAGUACAAACGCUAGCAAUACUACUUCGGCACCAACUACACCUACGUCAACACUUACAAGUACAAACGCUAGCAAUACUACUUCGGCACCAGCUACACCUACGUCAACACUUACAAGUACAAACGCUAGCAAUACUACUUCGGCACCAGCUACACCUACCUACACCCACGUCAACACUUACAAGUACAAACGCUAG